GAAAUAUUUAUUUUCGCAGGAGAAGGAUCUCAAAUCACAAAUCCCGAGUUGUAGAGUAUUUUAGUUUCUCAAUAAACUUACAAAAUUCGAAUUUUUUUGUAUUUUUUAAUAAAGUAAAAGAAAAUUCCAACCUACCACUUCGUCCACAUUUCUUAAAAUUGGAAUCUUUGGAAAGGUGUAGUCGUCUGGUUCGAGGGACGUGCUGGUUGCGGGUGUCGUCGAUUUCAAAAAGUCAAGGUCUUCUUCAAGAGAUUUAUUUGAAAGUCUCAAGGAUGACCAAGUGGUGUUGCAUCCCUAUUUGUGGGAGUUCGGAGCGAGAUAAUGGAAUAAGCUUCUUUUCUUUUCCCAAGGAUCCUGCCAGCUCCGACGCCUGGUGCAAAGUCCUUGGAAUUACUUUGAACCCUUCAGAGAUAAUCAGACCUCAUGUGUGUCAUCUACACUUUGCACCGAGUUCAUAUACCACCAAAAUUUCUAAAUUACUCAUCCCUGGAUGCCUACCCGUUACGGUUUCUCCAAAUCAAGAACCCCUUGGCCCAAUUUCCACUAGCAAUAAAACUGAGCAGAUCAAGACAGAAAGUGAUUUGCAUGUUACGGCUGAAGAUUCUCUAAUGUCCAUCAUCAGUAAGCAGAGAAGUGAAAUUCAAGAACUAAAGAAAACGAAUAAGUCAUUGCAAGAGAAACUUCGUUAUUCGAAAUCAAAGAGACAAAAACUCGACUACGCAACUAUUUUAGAUUCGUUUCCUGGCAACGAAUCAUUUGCGGAGUUUGUUAAUAUCCAGUUCGAACGGUAUAACGAAAAAAUUCAUAGUCGUUGGAGCGAUAAGGAAAAAACUUUGGCGUUAUCCCUGUACUCCAGGUUGAGCCAGAAGGGAUAUAGCUGUUUAUUGGAAAUGGGUUUUAAACUUCCCCCCUUGGGAACCAUAUUCAGUUGGCUUGGAAAAAUUACCGGGUCACCAACCCCACGACGGGUAGGACGUCCCUCUGUGUCUAAAUCCUGUAAGAAAAAGAAGGUGACAAAAAAGCCAAGAUGAAGCCUAAGGCCAAACCGGCAGCAAAGGCUAAGGAAGAACCUGCGCCUGCUUCAGAAGAUAUAGAAGAUAACGAAGAUGACGAAUCCAUGGAAGAUGAGGAAGAGGACGAGAAAAAACAUGAAAGCGACGACUGGCAAAAAGAAUGGUUCUUCGACAAGGAAACAAGUGGAAAAGGUGGACACUACUAUUGAAGAAGAUGGAUUGCCUAUUUGUAUAAGCAUUUAUGCGUAUUAAUAGUAAGACUGAAAACAAAAUGCAGAACUGCAACAGGAAUGGUUAUAUAAAUUUAACUCUAAUUAAGCAGCAUUUUUUAACAAAUAUCGAAUUAUGGUUUCUCGGAAACAAAAGCAAAGACUUUUCAUGAAAAACUAUAAAAUACAAGUCCUAUUUUUUACUCCAAGUUAAAUUUAGUUAGUUACGUUAAUAAUAUUUAUUUUUAUACAAAAAACCAUGUGUUUUGACAUGACAAUAAAACAUUUUGAAUUAA
Molecule: messenger RNA, 1518 nt
Organism: Folsomia candida
Lineage: Eukaryota; Metazoa; Arthropoda; Collembola; Entomobryomorpha; Isotomidae
Exons: 5
Coding region: 273-1031 (252 amino acids)
Source: RefSeq, a predicted model, not a curated record